Messenger RNA from Oncorhynchus tshawytscha (Chinook salmon), 715 nucleotides. RefSeq lists its product as uncharacterized. Bases 1 to 687 code for a protein of 228 amino acids. Lineage: Eukaryota; Metazoa; Chordata; Actinopteri; Salmoniformes; Salmonidae. The record is from RefSeq and is a predicted model, not a curated record. The transcript is spliced from 4 exons.
AUGGUAGAGACAAUAGUUCUGUAUAUGUACUCCCAGGUUCUGUAUGUGUACUCCCAGGUUCUGUAUGUGUACUCCCAGGUUCUGUAUGUGUACUCCCAGGUUGUGUAUGUGUACUCCCAGGUUCUGUAUAUGUACUCCCAGGUUCUGUAUGUGUACUCCCAGGUUCUGUAUGUGUACUCCCAGGUUCUGUAUGUGUACUCCCAGGUUCUGUAUGUGUACUCCCAGGUUCUGUAUGUGUACUCCCAGGUUCUGUAUGUGUACUCCCAGGUUCUGUAUGUGUACUCCCAGGUUCUGUUCUAUAUAUGUACUCCCAGGUUCUGUAUAGUGUACUCCCAGGUUCUGUAUGUGUACUCCCAGGUUCUGUAUAUGUACUCCCAGGUUCUGUAUAUGUACUCCCAGGUUCUGUAUAUGUACUCCCAGGUUCUGUAUAUGUACUCCCAGGUUCUGUAUAUGUACUCCCAGGUUCUGUAUAUGUACUCCCAGGUUCUGUAUAUGUACUCCCAGGUUCUGUAUAUGUACUCCCAGGUUCUGUAUAUGUACUCCCAGGUUCUGUAUGUGUACUCCCAGGUUCUGUAUGUGUACUCCCAGGUUCUGUAUGUGUACUCCCAGGUUCUGUAUGUGUACUCCCAGGUUCUGUAUGUGUACUCCCAGGUUCUGUAUGUGUACUCCCAGGUUCUGUAUAUGUAGUCCCAGGUUCUGUGUGUGUACUCCCAGG